AUGGACACUAGGAUGGGCAACAUGUUCACUGAGCUGAAUUACAAGUAUGACAAUCUUGCGAUCCAUAUAAGAAAGAUCGAUGUUCAGCUUGCUCAAACAGUUGAGAGUGUCAAGAGGCAACAAGAGACGCUCCCGGGAAGAACUGAUAAAAAUCCUAGGACUGAGCAUUGUAAUGCAAUAGAGCAGCCGUUCACUGAGACUGUUCUAGGCGCAGAAGAAGACACAGAGCAGCCUGCUAGCUCUGCAGUAACUGCUCCCGACGAAUCUGUUGAGACUCCUCCAUCUCGAGUCUAUGUUCCCAGGGUUCCCUAUCCAAUUCCACCUAGACAUCUGAUGGAUCCCAUUAGUGAAGAACAUCUGAUAGGUUUUAACAAGAUGGUGAGAAAGCUUCCUAAAGAACUUGCAUUCGAAGAUGCUCUGCAGAUUCGUCAAUUGUUCAAGUUCUUUAAAAACUGUAGAGAGACUCAAGAGGAGAUCAAGGUCCUCUAUACCAAAGCACUGUCUACACCAGCACCGAAGGUAUUGUCUAAGGUUGAUGAUCCUGGAAACUUUGUUUUCCCAUGUUCUAUCGCAGGAACAACCUUCAAGGACGCUCUUUGUGACUCUGGUUCAUGUGUGAAUCUCGUCUCAAAGGCUAUUAUAGACGAUUUGGGUAUUGCUGAUGUUGAGCGUUCUCAGCUGACCCUGACCUUUGCAAACUCUUCCAGAGCAGUCCCAUAUGGAACCAUCCGCAGCCUUCAUGUUCAAGUAGGGGAAUGUGUUGUUCCUGCUGAGUUUCAAGUUGUUGAGAUGAACAAGGAUCAUGAGAUGCCUUUGAUAUUUGGAAGGACAUUCAUGGCUACUGUUGGAGCAACCAUCGAUAUGCCCAACAAGAGAGUCUGCUUCUCCAACAUCAACAAGAAAGUUUUCUACAACGCUGUACCCACCAUAUCUUCCUCAUCACACGCCUCUUGCAUCUCAGUGUUUGAUGUAGAAAAGCUGAAGGUUGUUCCAGAGAAGGAGCAUGGUGAUAAGGGUGAGAGCAGGUUGUUCUCUGAUGAAGAUCCUAGCACUGAUCCUACUAAAUUCAGAGGGAAUUCAAUGGUGAAAUAG
Messenger RNA from Brassica oleracea var. oleracea, 1092 nucleotides. RefSeq lists its product as uncharacterized. The transcript has a single exon. The coding region runs from base 1 to 1092 and encodes 363 amino acids. Lineage: Eukaryota; Viridiplantae; Streptophyta; Magnoliopsida; Brassicales; Brassicaceae. The record is from RefSeq and is a predicted model, not a curated record.